AUGGAGUAUUUCGACUUUGAAGGUGCCUCAUCGGCUCACGGGUCUACUCACCAAAGCGACCUUGCUUCGGUUGAUCUUGAAUUUGAUGAAGCCGAUGAACGGGCCGCCAAUUUCAACUCGUUACUUGAUGACCAGCCAUUGGAGGUUGUCCAUGACCCGCCGGUCCCGGAGACUGCCGAAUUGGAACUACCAGAUGCCGUUGGCCCAGACCAGGACACCGGAGUCUACCCCAUGUUCCGCGCCGAACAGCCCUGUGACUUUUGUCGACGAAUGGGACUCGAUUGUUUUGUCGCCAAACGUGGUGUGAUGCACCAGAACGGUUGUACCUGCUGUAUCUCUCUCUGGCGCGAAUGCAGUUUCACCCAUGCCAAAGUUCCUGGCAAGUUCCUUCAAACAUUACAGCCGCUGUCAGAGAACGCCUACAUCCCAACGGGCGGCCUGACUGGAAAACGAGCCCUCAAAUCUGUGUCUUACGGUGGUUUUGGGGAUGAUUCAGACUCGCGCUCACGCAAGAAUAGUGCUACUCGAUUUUCUCGCAAGGCCCUUAAUGUUCUCAAGGGUUGGCUGCGCGACCACAACGAGAAUCCCUACCCUACCGAGAUCGAGAAAGAUGAAUUGAAGGACAGCACUGGCCUGACAAGAACUCAAAUCACCAAUUGGCUUGCGAAUGCUCGACGACGCGGCAAGGUUCGCCCUGCCGGCACCGAAUCUUCUGCUCCAGGCGCUGUCAACAUCCCUGGUCAAAACAGAACAGACGUGUCCCUCAUGACUCCUAUUGAACGUUGGAAACAUUCACCCCCCGAGAACGAACCUGCUACGAUCAGUGAUAUUGCUCGCGCUCUCGCAAAUCCGCCAUUUGAUCCAUCACGCCAACGCCCACCCCAAUCGAGUCACGUGAGGGUCCGUCGCCCUGGAUCUACCAAUGAGUCAAGCCGUGCAAGCUCAGACCACAAAAGAUAUACCGCCUCGGGAAGUAGUUUGACUAGUCAUUCAUCCGUAUCUGAUCUUUCCUUUGCUUCUGCAUACUCCCAUCGAUCUUCCCUUUCCUUUGGCUCAAUGGAUCGCAAAGAACGUCGUCGUCGUCGCAAGACGUCGGCACCGGUCAAUACUUUCAAUCAUCAGAAGGCUCGGGCUGCUCGUCCCUUUCAAUGCACCUUCUGUACCGAUUCAUUCGCUGCCAAAUACGAUUGGCAACGCCAUGAAAAAUCCAUGCAUUUGAUCUUGGAAAGGUGGACAUGUUCUCCGCACGGCGGCGUCACUGAAGAGAAUGGCACACUUCGAUGCGUCUUCUGCUUUGCAAUCAAUCCUGACAAGGACCAUUUGGAAACCCACAACUACCUGAGCUGUCAAGAAAAGUCUAUCCAGGAGAGAACUUUCUAUCGGAAAGAUCACCUCAAUCAACACCUUCGCCUCAUGCACAAUGGCAAGUUUCAGCCCUUUAUGGAAAUCUGGCAGAGUAGCAUCACCAACAUUAGAUCCCGAUGUGGGUUCUGUACAUCGAUAUUGCACACAUGGAAAGAUCGUGUGGACCAUCUUGCCGGUCACUUCAAGAAUGGGGCCAAUAUGUCCCAAUGGCAUGGGGACUGGGGCUUUGAGCCCCAUAUUCUUGAGCGGGUUGAAAAUGCCAUACCGCCAUACAUGAUCGACUACGAGUGGCGUUCACCAAAUCCUUGGACUACCGUGCAGUCACAAGAGACUGAAACCACCCCGAGGCUGAGUGUGCCUCACGAUGCCAAUUGCUAUGACCGCCUCUCCCACGAGCUCACUGCGUACAUUCAACAUCAAGCCUCAGAGGGGUUAAUUCCCACUGAUCAGAUGAUACAAGCUGAGGCUCGUCGAGUCAUUUAUGGCUGUGACGAUCCUUGGAAUCAAACCUGCGCCGACAACCCUGUCUGGCUUGGUAUCUUGAAGCGGGACAAUGGACUUCAAUCUGCUGUGAACAACGACAGCAUUCAGUUUUCAGAUCUUGGGUUGCAACCCCCCUUCGCCGCCCCUGGAGGUCUGCGCAAUGCUCCACCAGAAACCAAUAUUCUAGCGAGGGCCGUAUGUCCUGGUACCCUCCCCAGUUCAGCAGUAUCCAGUCCUGGUCUCCGGAGUCCGGCCUACCCAGGAACCGGUUUCUCUUCUGCUGGCCCCAGCGGCGCAGGUAGUCUUUCAGGCAGCUAUGUUGGCAGUGCAGGGAUGAUUUCAGCUGGUGUCCCAGCAUUUUCCUCUGAUUGGGGAAGCAGCCUUCCAGGGAACGCUUCAGCCUCUUCCGCUCCUUUAGAGGGGUCUGCUGAUCCCUUGGUGCAGAUGGGCUUCGACCCAGAGUUCCUGCAACGUCUGAACGAUAGCUACAGCGAACUAACGCCGCCCGAUCUGGGUGACUUACCUUUGGGUGAUUCCGCAGCUUAUGAAGGCAAGGGGAAGCAAAAAUGGACGGGCCCAGCCCAACAAAUGUCGGAUUCCAUCGCCAUCCUCCAUUCAAAAGAGGGCGGUCCUCCUGCGUCAGAUAAUGUCCAGAAUGAUCCGUCUGCAUUUUAUGAUAAUACUGGGUUCUAA
Messenger RNA from Penicillium odoratum, 2541 nucleotides. Its product is annotated as putative homeobox and C2H2 transcription factor. The transcript has a single exon. The record is from RefSeq and is a predicted model, not a curated record. Gene Ontology annotation, molecular function: DNA binding. NCBI's taxonomy places the organism in Eukaryota, Fungi, Ascomycota, Eurotiomycetes, Eurotiales, Aspergillaceae. Bases 1 to 2541 code for a protein of 846 amino acids. Gene Ontology annotation, biological process: regulation of DNA-templated transcription.